CGGCUAGCGAGUUUCAAACCCGCAGGAGCCAAUGAGGACGCGCGGACGCGCGGCACGCCGGUCUUGGCUAUAGGCGCGGCGUUUGAAGAAAAACUGUAACUGAAGAGUCAUGGUGGGGACUGGGCCUACCGCCGCUGCAGCUGUCGAAGAGCGGCAGAGAAAGCUUCAGGAGUACCUUGCAGCCAAGGGAAAACUGAAGAGCCAAAACACCAAGCCUUAUCUAAAAUCCAAGAAUAAUUGCCAGAGUCCACCACCUUCUAAAUCUACUAUUAGACCCAAAAAUGAUGUUACCAACCAUGUUGUUUUGCCUGUCAAACCUAAAAGGUCCAUCAGCAUUAAACUCCAGCCCAGACCACCUAAUACUACAGGGUCCCAGAAGCCAAAGUUGGAGCCACCAAAACUUCUGGGCAAAAGGCUGACUUCAGAAUGUGUUUCUUCUAACCCAUACUCUAAGCCUUCUAGCAAGAGUUUUCAACAGCGUGAAGCUGGAUCGUCCAUAACAGGAGAACUGUCAAGAAAACCCGUGGGGUCACUUAAUAUAGAGCAAUUGAAAACUACAAAGCAGCAGUUAACAGAUCAAGAAAAUGCUAAAUGUAUAGACUCUAUGAAUAAUACCCAUGUUGAAAACAAAUCUUUGGAUAACUUUCUAAAAGAAACAAACAAAGAGAACUUGCUCGAUAUCUUAACAGAACCUGAGAGGAAGCCAGAUCCUAAAUUAUGUACCAGAAGUAAGCCAAAGACUGACUCUUAUAAUCAAACCAAGAACAGUUUAGUUCCUAAACAAGCCUUGGGCAAAAGUUCAGUUAAUAGUGCUGUUCUGAAAGAUAGAGUUAAUAAACAAUUUGUUGGAGAAACACAAAGCAGGACUUUCCCAGUAAAAUCACAGCAACUCUCUAGAGGAGCAGAUCUUGCAAGACCAGGAGUAAAACACUCAAGGACGGUUCCCUCUCACUUUAUUCAGACCCUUAGUAAAGUUCAGUCAUCAAAGAAACCAGUGGUCAAGAACAUCAAAGAUAUAAAGGUUAAUAGGGGUAAAUAUGAAAGACCAAAUGAAACUAAGAUACGGUCAUACCCUGUUACUGAACAGAGAGUGAAGCACACCAAACCCAGAACAUACCCCAGUUUGCUUCAGGGUGAAUAUAACAACAGACAUCCAAAAAUCAAACAAGAUCAGAAGUCCAACCAACUUUGUAUACCUCAGACAUCAUAUGUACUGCAAAAAUCAAAAGCCAUAAGCCAGAGGCCUAAUUUGACAGUUGGCAGAUUUGAUUCAGCCAUUCCAAGCACCCCUAGCAUAAGACCAAAUGGAACCAGUGGUAAUAAACAUAACAAUAAUGGCUUUCAGCAAAAAGCACAGACUUUGGACUCCAAGUUGAAAAAGGCUGUUCCCCAGAACCAUUUUCUGAAUAAGACAGCUCCCAAAACUCAAGCUGAUGUCACAACCGUAAAUGGGACCCAAACAAACCCAAAUAUUAAAAAGAAGGCAACAGCAGAGGAUCGAAGGAAACAACUAGAAGAAUGGCAGAAAUCUAAGGGAAAAACCUAUAAACGGCCCCCUAUGGAACUUAAAACAAAAAGAAAAGUAAUAAAGGAAAUGAAUAUUUCGUUCUGGAAGAGCAUUGAAAAAGAAGAGGAAGAAAAGAAAGCACAACUCGAACUGUCCAGUAAAAUUAACAACACUCUGACAGAAUGUCUGAACCUCAUUGAAGGGGGUGUACCUUCUGAUGAAAUACUUAACAUAUUGUCCAGCAUUCCUGAAGCUGAAAAAUUUGCUAAAUUCUGGAUCUGCAAAGCAAAGUUGUUGGCAAGUAAAGGCACCUUUGAUGUUAUUGGGCUAUAUGAAGAGGCCAUUAAAAAUGGGGCAACACCAAUACAAGAGUUGCGGAAAGUUGUUCUUAAUAUCUUGCAAGACUCAAACAGAACCACAGAAGGGAUUACUUCUGACUCUUUAGUUGCUGAAACUAGUAGAACAUCAGUGGAAGAGCUGGCCAAGAAGAUGGAAUCUGUGAAGUCUUGUCUUUCUCCAAAAGAGAGGAAACAAGUCACGGCGACACCCCGAAUAGCCAAGGCAGAAAAGCAUGAUUAUCCUGGUAUCAAAUUACAGAUUGGUCCAAUCCCUAGAAUAAAUGGGAUGCCGGAAGUGCAAGACAUGAAACUUAUAACUCCUGUACGGCGUUCGUCGAGGAUUGAGCGAGCAGUGUCCCGCUACCCGGAAAUGCUGCAGGAACACGAUUUAGUCGUGGCUUCUCUUGAUGAACUGUUAGAAGUGGAAGAAACAAAAUGUUUUAUAUUCCGUAGAAAUGAGGCGCUGCCUGUAACAUUGGGGUUUCAAACCCCGGAAUCAUAAUUUCUUGAUGCUUUUUUAAAAAAAGGUGUUUCAGAGCCUCCAUAAGACAAGAAAUAGUCUUGUCCAAGUGACCUGGAAAAAAGUGUGUAAUAGAGAGGCAUCAUGGAUCCAGAUUAUGGACGCUCAGGACUUAAGUAAUUCACUGGGCUUACUCUCACAUUUUAUCUCCCCGUGGGAAAAUCUUUGCUUUAUGUGUUUAAGACUAGCUUGCCAGUUUUACAGUAUACAUAAAUUUCAAACUUUUGAAUAUUUACCCUACAACUAUGAUAAAUAUUUAUACUUUAUUGAUCUACUUUAAUCCCAACAUAGUUUUUUAUAUCAGAAGGUUGGUCCCACAAUAUAAUGGGACUUUUCUUUCUGCAUCCACCUUAGCAGAGGGCAAGUUCUUUCAUCGUGGAAGAUCUGAACUUUGACGCUAGCUUGACAGGCUGAAUGGACCUUGACAGAUGGCCAAGUCAAAACCCCUCAUUUUACAGAUGAGUUUAUGCUAGCUGUGCCUUUGCUCAGAGAUCAUAAAUUUAUGUGUGAUCUUUGACUUCCAUCACAGUAUCCUUGUAAAUGAGAGAGAAUUCUUGUUUUUUCUAUGCCAGGUCUCCUCAGAUGAAACACAAUCCUGAAUUGGCAUGGUCGUCUAGCUUUUACAUCCAAACCUAGUUUUGCAUUUGUUACUCAGAAACACUUCAAGUAACAAAAGGGGGGCAGGGGAGAGGGGUGGGGAGUGGACACUUGCUUCUUCACUUCAGUUAUUUGCUCAGCUAGGGGAUAGCUGGCCUGAGAAGGCAGUGAAAGCCCCAGAGACUGUUGUAGGUUGGUUUUCCUUCCUCAUGGGCAACUAUUUGUGGAAAGGUUUUACCUUAGUCAUUAUGUAAAUAUAAUGUGUAGAAAAACCUAGUCAACACAUUUUAAAUUUUAGCUUUCUUAAUAUUUAAGUAUUAUCUUAAAACAACAUUAAAUUUCUAUUAGUUCCUG
Messenger RNA from Symphalangus syndactylus (siamang), 3316 nucleotides. RefSeq names its product cytoskeleton associated protein 2 like (gene CKAP2L). The record is from RefSeq and is a predicted model, not a curated record. Lineage: Eukaryota; Metazoa; Chordata; Mammalia; Primates; Hylobatidae. Gene Ontology annotation, cellular component: centrosome; cytosol; mitotic spindle.